Molecule: messenger RNA, 1137 nt
Organism: Paramuricea clavata
Lineage: Eukaryota; Metazoa; Cnidaria; Anthozoa; Malacalcyonacea; Plexauridae
Source: the annotation of a GenBank genome assembly
AUGGAGAAAGAGUUUCACAAAAAUGAAUCUGGCAAUUGGGAGAUGCCGCUACCCUUCCGCUCUCCGAACGUGACGAUGCCAAACAACCGGGAGCAAGCUAUGAGUCGCCUGCAGAGUUUGCUGCGUACCUUCAAAAGAAAGCCCCAGAUGGAGAAAGAUUAUUUGGAGUUUCUCAGAAAGGUAAUCAAAUGCGGACAUGCCGUUCCAGUCCAACGAAGCGACGUCUCUACAGAACAAGAAGCCAAACCCACAAACCCGGACGAUAAAACAAGCGUCAAGCCUGGCAAAGUGUGGUACCUCCCGCAUUUCGGAAUCUCUCAUCCCAAAAAGCCGGACCAGAUUCGAGUAGUUUUCGACUCAUCUUGCGAGUACAAAGGUGCAUCUCUCAACAAAGAGCUACUGGUUGGUCCAAACCUAAUGAACAGUCUACUGGGAGUCCUCAUGCGCUUUAGACAAGAAAGCGUUGGAGUGAUGUGUGAUGUGGAACAAAUGUUCCACUCGUUCUACGUCAAUCCAGCCCACAGAGACUUUCUCAGAUUCUUAUGGUUCAAAGACAAUGACCCAUCCCAGGAGAUUAUCGAAUACAAGAUGACCGUCUACCUUUUCGGCAACAGCCCUAGCCCAGCCGUGGCUACAUUCGGGAUGAGAAAAGCUGCAAACGACGGCGAGGAGGAACACAGAGUGGACGUGAAGAAGUUUAUUUGCGAUUGUGCGCGAUCUGGACCUGCGACAAAGACGCCCUUCCUGCUCAAAGAACACUCGGCGUGCAAUGGGACUUGGAGAGCAAUGUCCUGACAUUCAGUGUCAACCUGCCAGAUAAACCAUUUACGAGAAGAGGAGACCUGUCCGUAGUAAAUUCGAUCUACGACCCUCUUGGACUGCCUGCACCUGUUGUCUUGGUAGGAAAACUUCUACUACAACACUUAGUCGUCCUGGGAAAGAAGAAACAGAAAGAUAAAUCCCUUGGAUGGGACGAACCCCUCCCUGACGACUCAAAUCUACGCUGGCAAUCUUGGAGAAGUUAACUACCUGCCCUCGAGAAUGUCUCUGUUAGCCGAUGUUACCACCCAAGGAACUUUGGUUGUGUCGCCCGCAGUGAGAUCCACGCAUUCUCGGACGCAAGUAAAGAUGCCAUAG